GAAUCGUCUCUUUUAUUUGGUUGAAUUCUAAAAUGCAAAAUUAAUUUCGAUCUGAAAUAUAGAUCUUGAUGAACCCAAGCAAUAUUGAAGAUCCUGAUCGGUGCUCACCCACUCGCACAAUCAUCUCAUGCAUCGUAAUGCUCAUAAAUCUUCAGUGUAUGAAUCGGAGCUAGCACCUGAGGCAUACAAAGAGCAUGCCAGACAGAAUCCGAGGGCGGUUCCAGUAAUCUCAGAGAAACAUGUUUUGACAAGCAGUGUGAAAGCUGUUUCUGAAGCCGAUCAUGUAACAGAGAAACAUGCAUCGAGAAGUGAUGAUGGGGCAUUAAAUCCCGGAGAGAACAAAUGGGAUAAAGGGGUGUCAGUGAAAGAGUAUAUAAUGCACAAAUUAGAGCCAGGGGGAGAUGAGAAGGCACUUUCUCAGGUAAUAUCUGAUGCAAUGCACCCUGCUGCUGAUGCUGGUGUAAUGGGCAAAAUGAAAGUGGCUGUUAACUCUUUGUUGGGAAGAGAAGACCACCCACCCCAAUCUACAACCAUUUCUCAAACUGUUAUGGAGGAAGAGAAGAAAGGAAGAAUACUCCAAACCAAUUGAAUAUGAAGCAUCAACAUGUAAUCCAACCAGUUCAAAGCUUGUAUGUAAGAGUCUUCACCUGUAGC
Molecule: messenger RNA, 654 nt
Organism: Gossypium arboreum
Lineage: Eukaryota; Viridiplantae; Streptophyta; Magnoliopsida; Malvales; Malvaceae
Exons: 3
Coding region: 128-589 (153 amino acids)
Biological process (GO): response to abscisic acid
Source: RefSeq, a predicted model, not a curated record